This is a messenger RNA of Danaus chrysippus (African queen), 375 nucleotides long. The record is from the annotation of a GenBank genome assembly. Lineage: Eukaryota; Metazoa; Arthropoda; Insecta; Lepidoptera; Nymphalidae.
UUGCUUGCCUCAGUCUUAGCUGAAGAUGUUAAGGAUCGUGAAUCACUCUUGGUUCAAAUAAACUCGGGGCUAGUUCGAGGAUACAAGGAUCCCCAGAAGGAUAUAUUCGUAUUCAAUGGAAUACCAUACGCUACAGCACCCACAGAUUCAUUAAGAUUAGAUCCUAAAGUAAUGCGGUCGUGUAUUUUAUUUUGUUCUCUGCUGGUUUUUGUUCUGUCUCAAGAUACCAAGGCUCGUGAAUCAAGAUUGGUUCAUAUAGACUCCGGUCUGGUCCGAGGGUACAAGGAUACUCAUGAUGAUGUAUUCGUAUUCUAUGGAAUACCGUACGCUACAGCACCGACUGGGUCGGAGCGAUUCCAGGUUAAAAAGUUUUAA